AUGUUGAUAAUGAAGAUCAAGUAUUAAAUGAAUUAUCUGAAUAUCUUGGAAAAUCAGGUGGUUUUGCUAAGAAGUAUUUGUGGGACAAUUUUACUUCAAAGCCAAUUAAUUGGUGGAACUUAUUAGACAUGCAAUCUAUAUUAGUUAAAGAUUUACAUAACAAUAAUGUAGAAGUUGAUAGAGAUUUGGUUUAUUUAAAUAAUCAAGAAGCAAGAAAUGAUUCAGAGAAUAAUAAAAUUGAAGUACUUGACGAUGACAAUAUUACCAAUUUUUCUAAUAGGCUUAUUAAUAUGUUUAAUAAUGGUGAGUAUGAAUUUGAUGAAUAUUUAAGUACUACGGCUACUUGA
This is a messenger RNA of Scutellospora calospora, 347 nucleotides long. Lineage: Eukaryota; Fungi; Glomeromycota; Glomeromycetes; Diversisporales; Gigasporaceae. The record is from the annotation of a GenBank genome assembly.